Trichoplax adhaerens is the source of this 630-nucleotide messenger RNA. RefSeq lists its product as uncharacterized. The transcript has 8 exons. The coding region runs from base 1 to 630 and encodes 209 amino acids. The record is from RefSeq and is a predicted model, not a curated record. Gene Ontology annotation, biological process: Rab protein signal transduction. Lineage: Eukaryota; Metazoa; Placozoa; Uniplacotomia; Trichoplacea; Trichoplacidae. Gene Ontology annotation, molecular function: GTPase activity; GTP binding.
AUGACGAGCACCAGCAAAACAUCUAAAUUUAAGGUGGUCCUGCUUGGAGAAGGCUGUGUUGGCAAAACGUCUAUUGUGUUGCGCUACUGUGAGAACAAGUUUAACGAGAAGCAUCUUAGCACGUUACAAGCUUCGUAUCUGGAGAAGAAAUUGAAUAUUGGUGGAAAAAGGAUUAAUUUGGCAAUUUGGGACACCGCAGGACAGGAAAGAUUUCAUGCACUCGGCCCCAUCUACUACAGGGAAAGUCAUGGAGCAAUAUUAGUUUAUGAUAUCACGGACGAAGAUUCCUUUAUGAAGGUAAAGAAAUGGGUUAAGGAACUAAGGAAGAUGUUGGGAAACGAAAUUUGUUUGUGUAUAGUCGGUAACAAGAUAGAUUUGGAAAAAGAUAGGACUGUGCAUGUAACCAGAGCGGAGGAUUACGCUCAGUCCGUUGGCGCUGUUCACUUCCAUACAUCUGCAAAGAUGAAUAAGGGGAUAGAAGAAGUAUUUCUUAAUUUAACAAAAAGAAUGCUGGCAGCGCAAGAUGAUAAUACAAAUACUGCAGGAAAGCAAGGUGGCAGUCGAAAAAGUGUUGUUAUCAUUGAUGAUGAACCCCUACAGCAAAGUAGCGGCUGUUGUGGAAGUAGUUGA